AGUGGCUGCUCUGGUAAUCCUACCUACUAAACCAUGGUUUGAGUCGUUUGACUGGCCUCUCUACAAGAUCUAGCUAAGCUGCGCCCUCUACCUCAGAUCUACAAAUCUACUACAUCCGGAACCCCAAAAGCUCCCGAUUUCGAUCAUUUGAGGAUGGAGUAGAAGAAACCAGCUGCUCCGAGUUGAAACUUGGAACUCAAGUGACCGGUAAUCACUGAUCAGCACAAGUGUCACACCGCAGUUGCAGCUGCUCUGUCCUUCUUUGAGAGCUUGGGAUUAUGGAGGCUGCAUUAGCGUCUGGGCUGUUGAAGGCUGCAGGCGGCAAACUAGUUUCACUUAUAGCCAGCGAGUUUGACUCCAUAAUGAGUGUGAAAAAAGACCUCUCCGAGCUGAAGGAAAUACUCGAACUGAUUGCAAGCCGGCUGCCUUCUCUUCAGGAAAGAGAAAUGGAGAGUAACCCAUCGUUUCCUUUGGUAAAGAAAUUGAAAAAUGUUGCUUAUGAUAUUGGUGAUUUAAUACAUGAUGUCCACCUAGAAGCUGAGAAACAAAUCAUCGAAAGCGGUGGUGAGAAGCAUGCUGUAGCUGACUGCUUCUGUGCCAAACCGAAGUCGUUUAUGUUUCGAUGCAAGAUAGCCCAUAAGAUCAAGGCAAUCAAGGUGAGGUUGGAUGAAAUCGUGAAGCAAACAAGCGACAUGAAUACUAUACUGCCAAAUUUACCAGUGGAUCAACCUGCUCCUUAUAGAAACAACGCAACUGCAGAGCUGAACUUGUUGGGUACUGCUGAGGAGUCGAAAAUACCUAGAAGGGAUCAGGAGAAGGAUAAAAUCAUAUCUAAGCUUGUAGAAUCUAAUGAAGGAGAUAAUGUCUUGAUAGUUUCUAUCAUCGGGUUAGGCGGUUCCGGCAAAACUACUUUGGCCAAGCACAUAUGCCAAGACGAAAAGAUUAAAAAGCACUUCAAAGAGACAAUAUUCAGGGUCCAUGUGUCCCGGGAAUUUGAUUUGGACAGGCUUAUUGGCAAGUUAUUUGAAGAUAUCACUAAGGAAAAAUCGGAUCUUCAGUCCCGGCCACAUAUGGUCGAUGAGAUUUCAAAGAAGCUGAGCAAUAACAAGUUUCUUCUUGUCUUAGAUGAUGCUUGGAAUAAGAACAGACUUGAGUGGGAACAAUUUGUGUGUCAUGUAAACAGAGGCACACCUGGAAGCAGGGUCCUGCUAACUACUCGUGAUCAAAAGGUUGCAGAAGCAGUGGAAUCUUGGUAUAUCCUGAACUUGAACUUCUUGUCAGAGCCUGAGAGCUGGGGCUUUUUCCUGAAGAUUUCUGGGUGGACAGAGGAAGAAGGCUCUGAGCUUAUACAAGUUGGAAAAGAUAUUGUGAAAAAAUGUGGUGGGGUGCCUCUAGCAAUCAAAAUUCUUGGAAGUGUUCUCCGUGGCAAGAGUGAAAUAAGUACAUUGAGGGCUAUAAGGGGAAGUAGUUUAUGGAAUGAAGAGGAUAUAGAAGAACAAGUGUUUGCAUCCUUGAAAUUGAGCUACAUUCACUUGGAAAAUCAUCUGAAGCCAUGCUUUACAUUCUGCUCUAUAUUCCCAAAAGGCUACAAAAUCAACAAAGACCACUUGAUUGCCCAGUGGAUAGCUCAUGGAUUUGUCAAUCCGCAGAAUGAAGAUCGACCAGAAGAUAUUGGAAGUGAAUACUUUGAUUCUCUUGUGAAAGUUGGUUUUCUUCAAGAUUCACUUGAAAAUUGGUAUAACGAAGAACCAAUAUACAAGAUGCAUGACUUGGUUCAUGAUCUUACUCGAAAAAUUUUACAGCAUGAAAUGGGGACGUCCCUACAGAGGAAUAUUCCUACAGAUUGUACACACAGAUGCAGAUAUUUCUCUUUGACGUCAUGCACUCAGAAGUUUGACAAGGGCUUAUUUGACAAGGUCCGUGCUCUAUAUGUUUCUGAUGGUAACCCAUCGUUGGACAAACAAGUUAAGAAGAAUUGUUAUAUCCGCAGUGUUGUUCUGGACUAUACAAUUGAUACUCCAUUUCCACUGUUCAUAUUGAAGUUUGAAUAUCUCGGAUAUCUCGAAAUCCGCAAUUUUAGUUGCAUACAACUUCCAGAAGCUAUCUCAGGCUGUUGGAACUUGCAGGCACUUUAUUUUAUUAACUGUAAAGGUUUUGUGACAUUACCCAAGUCUAUUGGGAAGCUUAAGAAGCUAAGAGCUCUAGAGCUGAAGCAGAUUAUUGAUCUUGAGAGUUUGCCUCAGUCUAUUGGUGAUUGUCGAGGUCUUCAAUAUUUGAAACUAUAUUCCUGUGACAAGCUCAGACAGAUACCAAAUUCCAUUGGUAAAAAUGAAAACCUAAGGGUGCUUCAAAUUGUCAACUGUACAUAUGUGCAACAACUGCCAAAUACAUUUGCUUCUCGUAUGUUACGUACUCUAAACCUAUCUGGAACCGGAGUAACCACACUACCUGAAUGGGUCACAUUGAUUGGUACUCUAGAAUGUAUAGACCUUCAGUAUUGCAGGAUGCUAGUGGAGUUGCCUAGAGGUAUAGUGAACUUAAAAAGGCUGGAGGUUCUGAACAUAUAUGGUUGCUGGAACUUGCGUUGCAUGCGGUCAGGGUUUGGACAGCUGACUCGUUUAAAAAGGUUGGGCUUGUUUGUUGUUGGGUGUGGCGGAGAUGGUGCAAGGAUCUCAGAGCUUGAAAAUCUUGAUAUGCUAAGUGGUAAAUUUGAAAUUAAGAACCUUAAAUAUUUGACGGAUCCAGGUGAUGCAGAGAAGGCUUGCUUGAAGCGGAAGAAUAACAUACAGAGUUUGGAGUUGAACUGGUCUUUAUGGGGAAGGGAAGAGUUAGUAUCAGAUAUGGAAAAAGACCUAGGUGUGCUGGACGCCCUUGAACCGCCAUCGGAAAUUAAGAUGUUAGAAAUUUGUGGUUAUCGAGGUCACCAUUUGCCAUGUUGGAUGAAGAAGCAAAGUGAUUCUUCUUAUUUGGAAUCCAAACCACCUCAAUUCUUCUGUCUAACUCGAUUGACACUAAGGUACUUACCCAACUUGGAGGAGCUGUGGACUACAACAAAUGGUUUGGAAAUUGGGGAGGAAGAAGUGGGUGAGCAAUAUUGUUUCCCUGUCUUGUCCCAUCUAGACAUAACGUGCUGCCCGAAAUUGAUUGUGGAGCCCUACUUCCCACCAUGUCUGGAGUCGUUGACAUUGGAAAAAUGCAACGAUCAGCUGCUAUCCCCAGGUCGCUCAUUCUUCCGUUUGCUUCCUCCACAUGUCGACGAACCCUCGUCCUCCAGCAGAGUGCUUGGCGCGGUUCCUCACCUCAAAGAACUAACACUAGAAAGCAUGACGGCAUCAUCAAUUGAUUGGGGAUUCCUGCAACACCUCAUUGGACUGGAAUCCUUGCAAAUUUUAGGCUGCAAUGACCUGACGGAAUUACCUGAGAGCAUGCGGGGCCUCACCUCCCUCCAGAGCUUGUGCAUCGGCGAAUGCUCCACCCUUGCCGUGCUGCCCGAGUGGCUUGGCGAACUGAGCUCUUUAAAAUCUCUGUGGAUCUCCGGGGCCCCAAUGAUGGCCAGCCUCCCUCAGUCGAUUCAGCACCUCACCUCCCUUCAAAAGCUCUCUUUGCUAGACCUCUCUGCGUUGACCGUGCUGCCUGAGACCUUCGAACAACUCUCCGCACUUUGGCAGCUUAAUAUCGAAGAUUGCUCUGCCCUUCAGUCCCUGCCCCGCUCCAUAAAACGCCUUGCUGCUCUCCAUCGAUUGGUCAUUCAUGGCUGCCCUGAUUUGGCUAGGCGUUACAAGGAAGGAGUGGGGGAAGACUGGCAGCUUGUCUCCCAUAUUCCUGAAGUGUUUAUUUUUUGAUUCGUAUCCUUGGUACGUUCUACCUGUUACUAAUUAAUUCCGGCAAUUUGUUUACUCGUAGAGUCCAUCUUGUUUUGCGAAUGUUCCAGGUCCAUGCUACUUUUUUUUCUGGUAGAGUCCUAGUGGAAGGAGAUAAUGGCUUUCCAAUUUGUCUUUCCACACAGUUUGCAU
Molecule: messenger RNA, 4013 nt
Organism: Phragmites australis (common reed)
Lineage: Eukaryota; Viridiplantae; Streptophyta; Magnoliopsida; Poales; Poaceae
Product: disease resistance protein RGA2-like
Exons: 3
Coding region: 279-3842 (1187 amino acids)
Biological process (GO): defense response to fungus
Molecular function (GO): ADP binding
Source: RefSeq, a predicted model, not a curated record